ACUGAAGUAAAGAUCUGGGUGUGGAACGUGGAGCUGUAAAACAUUAAAACAAUGAGUUUCACCCUCCUCUUGUCCAUUGUUUUCCUAUCAGUUACGCACGCUUCAAUUAGUGGACCAGGAGAUAAAAGUGGACGCGUGGGAGAAUCUGUCACAAUCCAAUGCAGUUUUGACACAUAUUUUAGAAAUUAUCAGAAGUACUGGUGCAAAGGCUACUACAAGAGAAGCUGUACUGUUUUGGUACAAACUAAUAGCCCUGAAAAGAAAAGUCAUGAUGGCAGAAUAAAAAUUACAGUUGAUAAUGCAAAAGGACAACUUACAGUACAUAUGGACCAGAUAACGAAAAGUGAUAAAGGAUGGUACUGGUGUGGAAUAGAUAGACCUAACGUUCUGGAUCCAUUAACUCCCAUACAACUUAAAGUUCUUGAAGGUCGAAAGGAUUAUACUAAGGACAAGGAAAGACUAAGACUUUUCCUAACGUUGGGAAUAAUCUUCGGAAUUCUGAUGGUAAUGUUUCUUGGACUUGUGAUCCUAAUUGUCAAAAAAAUAAGGAAAUACAAAGCUGAUGAUAACAGAGAGAAGGAAACAACAAUAGAAAAUUCUAUCCCAAAGUCAAACUCCGUGUUAUCAAAGGAGUUGGAAGAAGGAGUUACGUAUGCCACGGUGACGAUUCAGCCCAAUAAUCACCCUCAAGAGGACUCUGCUGCUCACGAGAAGGUGAAAACCUCCAACAGUCAGGAAGCAAUCAAGCCAUCUGUGGCCGAGCCUCCUACUUCAGAACCAAUAGAGUAUUCGACAAUUGUAUUCAAAAAGUAAUGUUCUUCCAACAUGACAUCUGCAAGCUACUUUCCACCCAUUUUCUGAAAAGCGAUAUUCCUAUGAAUUGUAAAUUGUUCCUUCAGGUAUGAGUAUAAAUUGCCUUAUCGUGUCCAAUUAGUGCAUACUGGAAUAAUCCCAGGCAAUAUUCCUGAACUUUUCCGAUACUUGCCAAUGGCAUGAAUCCUUCCCCUCAGAUGACCUUUGUGCUUCACUAUCUACCUUAGUUCCUCAAGUUGGAGGGUUGUUUGG
Molecule: messenger RNA, 1065 nt
Organism: Hemiscyllium ocellatum (epaulette shark)
Lineage: Eukaryota; Metazoa; Chordata; Chondrichthyes; Orectolobiformes; Hemiscylliidae
Product: transmembrane domain-containing protein TMIGD3-like
Exons: 6
Coding region: 52-813 (253 amino acids)
Source: RefSeq, a predicted model, not a curated record